AUGACAAGAAAUGAGAAACAUGUGGUCGUAAUUCUCCAUUGUCGUCUUCUCGAAUUUCCCUGCACAUUUGGAACUUCUUCACGACUAUUCUACCUCAUGCUUGCACGCAAACUCCUCUCUCUUUCUCUCUCCUCAAUUCCCAAACUCAAUCCUCCAUUUUCAUGAAAUUCCACUAAAACUUCACCUUUUCUUCAGUCAAUAAUCCCAACAAUGGCGUUAUUUUCUCUCUCUACCACGACCCCUACUCCAACUUCUCUCACUAAAACCUUCUCUGCCCUCCCCUUUCUCACUCCUCACCCCCGCAAAACCCAGAUCACCCACUCUUCCUCUUCAAGAAGAUUCUCGAAGCUUCCGUUACUACGAGUCAGUGCCCCAUCGCAAACAAUUAGCUCUUCUGAAGAGGAAGUCCUCGACUUCUCAGACGACGUCAUUUCUCCAGAAACUGAAGAAACAGAGGAAUCGUCGAAGUUCACAUGGCGGGAUCAUUGGUACCCAGUCUCUCUCCUCGAAGACCUCGAUGCUCGUGUCCCUACCCCUUUCCAACUGCUUGGGCGCGACGUCGUAUUGUGGUUUGAGAAAUCGAGUAAUCAAUGGGUUGCUUUUGAUGACAAAUGCCCACACCGUCUCGCUCCUCUAUCCGAAGGGAGGAUAGAUGAGAACGGGGAUUUGCAGUGUUCGUAUCAUGGUUGGUCUUUUAAUGGGGGUGGGGCGUGUACUCGGAUUCCGCAAGCCCGAUCAGAGGGUCCGGAAGCUCGGGCCGUGAAGUCGCCUAGAGCCUGUGCCACUAGGUUCCCGACUAUGGUGUCUCAAGGCUUGCUCUUUGUUUGGCCUGAUGAGAAUGGGUGGGAGAGAGCUAGUGCCACUCAACCUCCUAGGUUGCCAGAUGACUUUGAUAAGCCUGAGUUUGCUACAGUAUCGAUCCAGCGUGAUUUGUAUUACGGUUAUGACACUUUGAUGGAGAAUGUCGCUGAUCCCUCGCACAUCGACUUUGCUCAUCACAAGGUUACAGGAAGGAGGGACAGGGCCAAGCCUUUGCCAUUCAAGGUUGAAUCUAGUGGUUCUUGGGGCUUUACUGGAGCCAAUGAUGGUAACCCAAAAAUAAGUUCUGAUUUUAUCGCACCUUGUUACUAUAUGAAUAAGAUAGAGAUAGAUACAAAGCUUCCUAUAGUUGGUGACCAGAAUUGGACGAUAUGGAUAUGCUCCUUCAACAUACCAAUGGCACCUGGCAAGACACGUUCAAUUGUUUGUAGUGCUCGUAACUUUUUCCAGUUGACAGUGCCGGGCACUUCUUGGUGGCAGGUGGUUCCAAGAUGGCAUGAACAUUGGACGUCAAACAAAGUGUAUGACGGAGAUAUGAUUGUGCUUCAGGGUCAAGAAAAAGUCUUCCUUUCUAAAUCAACAGAGGAUUCUGAAGAUAUUAAUGCCCAAUAUACGAAAAUAACAUUCACACCAACUCAGGCAGAUCGUUUUGUUUUAGCGUUUCGUAACUGGCUGAGACGGCAUGGCAAUGGGCAACCUGAAUGGUUUGGUACCGUAAGCCAACAACCACUACCAUCAUUAGUUUUGUCUAAACGCCAGAUGCUGGAUAGAUUCGAGCAGCACACCCAGAAGUGUUCAUCAUGUAAAGGAGCUUACGAGGCUUUCCAAACUUGGCAGAAAAUACUGAUAGCAACAGCCAUCAUAUUUGCUGCAACAGCAGGCAUUCCUUCAGCAUUGCAGUUGCGAUUAAUCUUAAGUGGGCUUGCGAUUAUUAGUGCUGCUGGUGCUUAUACUUUGUAUGAGCUUCAGAAGAACUUUGUGUUUGUUGAUUAUGUACACGCUGACAUUGACUAGUGCUGUUACGCCAGCAGUCAGCAGAGAGAGAGUCACAUUUCCGUAUAGCCAUUCAUAGGUAGGUUUCCCAAACUAUUCUUUGCCAUUAAUGUUUACGCGAUGUAGAUAGUUUUGCCGUUGUUGUACUGUUAUAAGUGCGGAGAAUUAAUUGGUAGAAGGAAAGUAUGUCAAAUUUUUGUACUGAAA
This is a messenger RNA of Spinacia oleracea (spinach), 2019 nucleotides long. Its product is annotated as pheophorbide a oxygenase, chloroplastic. Gene Ontology annotation, cellular component: chloroplast thylakoid; cytoplasm. Bases 211 to 1833 code for a protein of 540 amino acids. The transcript has 7 exons. Gene Ontology annotation, molecular function: chlorophyllide a oxygenase activity; pheophorbide a oxygenase activity; 2 iron, 2 sulfur cluster binding. The record is from RefSeq and is a predicted model, not a curated record. NCBI's taxonomy places the organism in Eukaryota, Viridiplantae, Streptophyta, Magnoliopsida, Caryophyllales, Amaranthaceae.